AUGGAGACGCCUCCGCAAUCGCCUAGAGGCGCGAAAACCGAUCCUCUCCCUAGCCUUCAAUCGCCUAGACUCACUGUCAACGGUCGCGAGGAUAUCGCCGACGAUAUUCGACCAUCUUUGGCGUCUGCUAUCUCCGAGCCUGUUCGUCUGCAAGGCUUCGCAAGCCCGAUCAGACAGCAUAAACGGACUCCAAGCGCUCAUCGCGAAAUCAAGGAAACUUUGGACGCCCACGUCGAGUUCUCCAAUGAUGAAACGGAUGGUCGAACUCACCACAGAAUAAACCAGUUUGUGAUUCAGGAUGAAAUCGGUCGCGGAUCUUACGGCGCUGUCCAUCUCGCGACAGAUCAGUUCGGCAAUGAGUUUGCUGUCAAAGAAUUCUCCAAGGUUCGCCUACGCAGGCGGGCACAGUCCAUCGCCAUGCGCCAAGGCCCUGGGGGGCCGCAAAGACGUAUGCCUGGUAGAGGAGGCGCCAUGUCUCCUCGUCUAAAUGGGCUGCGAGACAGUGAGAGGAGCGAUGCCUUAUUCUACAUCCGAGAAGAGAUUGCUAUUAUGAAGAAGCUCAAUCACCCGAACUUGGCUCAACUUAUCGAGGUGCUCGAUGACCCAGAUGAAGAUUCCCUGUACAUAGUAAUGGAGAUGUGCAAAAAGGGGGUCAUCAUGAAAGUCGGCCUGGGCGAGCAAGCAGAUCCCUAUCCUGAAGAGGAGUGCAGGUUCUGGUUCCGAGAUUUGAUCUUGGGAAUUGAAUACUUACAUGCUCAAGGAGUUAUUCAUCGCGAUAUCAAGCCAGACAACCUCCUAUUAUCCGAAGAUGAUGUCCUAAAAGUUGUAGACUUUGGCGUCUCAGAAAUGUUUUCAAAGGGAAACAACAUGAGGACGUCCAAAUCCGCUGGCUCUCCGGCCUUUCUGCCCCCUGAACUAUGCAGCAAGCACAGCGAAGUUUCUGGGACGGCUGCAGACAUCUGGUCGAUGGGCGUCACCCUGUACUGCCUUAGAUACGGAAAGAUACCGUUCAACAAAGAGGCCAUUCUUGAGAUUUACGAGGCUAUCAAGACGGAGGAGCCAGAGUUUGCGAAAGAUGAGAAUCCGACAUUUAUUAGUUUAAUGAGCAGACUCCUAGACAAGAAUCCGGAAACCCGAAUUACGAUGGCUGAGCUUCGCGAACAUCCUUGGGUAACCAAAGAAGGAGCCGACCCCUUACUGUCGGCAGAAGAAAAUUGUUCAGACCCCAUAGGACCACCGAAUGAGCUGGAGCUCAGCCGAGCUUUUACGAGGAAGAUGAACCACCUUCUUUGUGUGAUGAAGGCAAUCUAUCGAUUUCGGUGCUCAUUGGCCCGCAGCCGCAAAAAAGCUGCGGGUCAAUCAAAAGAAGCUACAAAAGAAAACGCGACACCCAAAUUACUAGAUGUCAGCGCAUCAGUAGAAGAUAUAGCGGCGCUCAUUGCACAACAAAAGACGAUUCUGCUUGCGCCAGAGCCCGACGAAGAAAAGACAAAAGGCCACGCUCAUGAUGUCAGCGACCAAGAACCGCUGUUCCUGGGCAUCGGCACUGGAGCAAGAGAUGCUUUUGUUACCGAUGAAAAGACGCCCGAUGUCGUGUCUGACUCUCCUACGGCAGUCGAUUUCAACGUAUACGACCGGGCGUACGAAGAGGCCAUAAACGAGCGAAUGAAACAGAAUCAGUCAAGCAACCCUGUCAUGUACUUGACCAAACACAUCAAAGAGAAAGAGUACUUCAAAAAGCUGGAGAACAUGGUCGACGAAGCUUCGGUCUCACUACCUCCCUUCAAGGCUGCCUUGGAGAAUUCCAGCCGACUUCUAGACCCUUUACCUUUACGUCCAGGCAAUAGAGUAGCCGAUCUCGUGUCUAGAGUCAGAGGCUCGGAAGCGUCCGAGAAUAGCAGCAAGACAAAAGGCCAAAAUUAGACGGAUGGUUGUCUCAUCAGCGGUCUUGACAUGGCGUGUUCCUCUUCGGCCUUGUUCCGCCAGGUAAUAUAAUU
This is a messenger RNA of Trichoderma atroviride IMI 206040, 1997 nucleotides long. The record is from RefSeq and is a predicted model, not a curated record. NCBI's taxonomy places the organism in Eukaryota, Fungi, Ascomycota, Sordariomycetes, Hypocreales, Hypocreaceae.